Messenger RNA from Trametes versicolor FP-101664 SS1, 906 nucleotides. RefSeq lists its product as uncharacterized. The coding region runs from base 1 to 906 and encodes 301 amino acids. The record is from RefSeq and is a predicted model, not a curated record. Lineage: Eukaryota; Fungi; Basidiomycota; Agaricomycetes; Polyporales; Polyporaceae. The transcript has 3 exons.
AUGGUCACUGUGAAGGAGCGAAAAUCUGCAAGUGAUCCUGUCUGUGAUAUCCCUGGUCCUGUUCUUCUUCCUGGCUGUGAUGAUAUUUGUCAGUCAUGCUUAUCAGAACUAAAGGAAGGUCGCACCCCUGCGGACAGUCUGGCAAAUGGUUUGUGGAUUGGAGAAGUCCCACCACAGCUACAAAACCUGAGUUUCACUGAAAAAAUGCUGAUAGCACGUGUAAAGCAUAACCACUGCAUUGUCAAGGUCCAUAUGUCAGGCAUGUCCAAGCUAUGUGCUAAUGUGGUCAGCCAUUCACUUCCCAUGCCCAAGAUAUACUCAGUGCUGCCACCUAGAUGUGAGGAAUUGAGCAAAGUGUUAGCUAUUCUUAGCAUGGCUGCAAAUAUUCCAGUGCAUGCUUGCCAUAACAUGUACCCAUCAUGUGGUACUGUAUAUAGGGCCCUAAGGCCUCUGGAAUACACACUUGGUGGGGGUGGGGAGAUACUUUUGGCCGUCACUGUAUCUUAUGACAACAUCAAUUCAUAUCCUGAGGAUGAGCCGCCUGUGAUCGUAAAUUACUCAAAGAGCAUGGAGUCCAAUGUAGAUCCUGAGGCGUCAGCUGUAAAUGCAAGCGAAGAAGAUGAAGGUGCAGAUGAUGGAGCCUGUCCUUUUGUUGUGCAUGGAUUCACAGGUGCAAGCCUUGAACACAUGGGACCCACAUCAAUCCGGUCUUGCGGACUGACUAGCGCAGCUUCUACUUGCUGCGCUUCAGCUGACUGGUCAGAGUGCCGGUCACUGAAGUGCGUGUUGAUGGUAGUUUGUUCCAUCGGCGGUUCUUCGCUGUCGUCGUCACCAGCCACUAUUUGGGCUGGUCCUGUUAUUGCAGUAGCCGGGGUAUUCAGCUGCAGCAUGUGCUGGUCCUCGUAG